Messenger RNA from Cinara cedri, 378 nucleotides. Lineage: Eukaryota; Metazoa; Arthropoda; Insecta; Hemiptera; Aphididae. The record is from the annotation of a GenBank genome assembly.
AUGGAGGAAAUUCUCUAUCUCGUGCACGUGUUUUUGAGUGGUAUAAGCGCUUCAGUGAGGGCCGAGAGAGCACUGAAGAUGCCCCAGCGCCCAGGUCGCCCUGUCACUGUUUCAACUCCGGAAACAGUGACCAAAAUCAACCAAAUUGUGCGUGCAGAUCGUCGAAUGAGCAUCCGGAUGAUUGCCGAGGCUGUAAACGCCGAUAAAGAAACGGUUAAAAAAAUUUUACAUGAGGAAUUACAUAUGACAAAAGUCUGUGCGAAGUUGGUGCCAAAAAACCUGACUCCUGACCAAAAGUUCUUGCGUCAACAGGUCUGCUCACGUUUCCUUGAAAAGUUAAAAGAAGAUCGAAACAUGGAUUUUUCAAUACGAUGUUGA